AGAAAUUCUUCAGUAACCAGAGGUCAUACAACUCGCAUGGACUUCACAACUUAGUCACCCUCAGGAUCGAUUUUAGAAACCACACCUUAUAGAGUUCAAUCAUGGCCAAGAAAAGCAAGCUUCUGACUGCCCUGGACGCCUACAAAGGACGAGAUUAUGAAGCAGAGAAGAGGCAGAAACAAGUAAAAGCAGCAGAGAAGCGCAAGCGCCAAAAGUCCGAGAACGCAAAGGAACACGAAGAGCCUGAACAAGAUGGUGACAAUGUCUCAACCGACCAGAACGGAAAUGCCUCGUUAAAUCAAGGUGAAAAGGAGGAGUUUGCUUCGUUCUCGAACGAAGAAGACCAACCCAAUGGCACCAGCACUACGAUUCCUCAACCAUCCGUCCCUGUCGACGCAUCCGCCUCCGAAGCCGAGAAUGAGUCGGACGUUCCUCUUUCCGACCUCGAAGACGAAGACCUCGAAGACACAAUCCCACACCAACGCCUGACCAUCAACAAUGGUCCCGCCUUGCUCGCCUCGUGCAAGCGCAUCUCUCUGAUCAAGAACCCGAAAUCCACACCUUUCCAUGCACACAACAGUCUCGUUUCCUCCCUUCCCGCCACCGAAACAUCCAUCCCAGACCCGAACGACGAUCUGACCCGCGAACUCGAAUUUUACCGCAUCGCGCGCGACGCCGCCGUCGAAGCACGCGCCUUGCUCAAGAAAGAAAACGUCCCGUUCUCCAGACCGGCAGAUUACUUCGCCGAGAUGGUCAAGUCGGACGAACACAUGGGACGGGUGAGGAAGAAGAUGUACGAUGACGCCGCGAGCAAGAAGGCGGGCGAGGAAGCGAGAAAGUUGCGCGACGCAAAGAAAUUUGGAAAAGCCGUGCAAGUGGCCAAGGAGCAGGAGCGCGCACGCGAGAAGAGGAAUACUUUGGACAAGAUUAAGGAGUUGAAACGAAAACGAAAAGGCCAAGAUACAGGCAAAGUCCGCGAAGACAAUGACGACGAGCUGUUCCAGAGCGUUGACGUCGACAAGGCGCCCGCCAAGGACCGAUUGGGGCGCGAGCGUGGUGCCGGUUCCGGACCGAACGUCAAGAGACAGAAGCGCGACCAUAAGUACGGCUUCGGUGGGAAGAAGCGACAUUCCAAAAGCGGCGAUGCAAUGAGCAGUGGCGACUUGGCUGGGUUUUCGGCCUCGAAGAUGAAAGGCAAAGCCAAACGGCCUGGCAAGAGUAGACGAGCGGCGGGGCGUUGAACAGUACGGCACGAGGGUAUUGGAAGGACGAAAGAAAAAGAUGAUUCAAUGCUAUGUCUGGUCUGGUCGCUAUAAUCAAAAAGCAGAAGGGGUAUCACGGUUAUACAUCAACUUCGACAUGCCCACCACAGCGCCACUGCUGCUUUGCGCCAUCUCCGAAGCCUCGCUUAUGCCAAAAGUCAUGCAGCCCAAUGCCCUAAGAAGGACUGCAGAUGCCCUAUUUGAUACUGCCUGCCGACUCGCUUGGCUUCUUGGGUGACAAGAUCUAGCAUCUCUUGCGCUUCGGGUCCGGGUGGAAGUUCUGGCAAUGCGUCAGGGUCAUAAUGCCCAUUGAGCUGUCGACUUGGACUAUCUUCACGACUGCCCGCCGAGUCAGCUGUCGCUUCUCUCAAACGGGUGGGGAGCGGAGGCGCUUGUCGACGGGUCACCAGCGAGGGUGCUGGUAUGUCGCUCAUCUCUUCAUCCUCGUCCAGAGAAUCGGCCGCACCUCGAGCGCGUUUGUGAGCUUUACUAGCGCCACUAGGCCGCAAGACAGAUUUCAUGCGAUGACGCUGUUUGUCCGGCUUGCCGGGCGUCUUCAUGGUCUCGUCGGCGACUUCUCCUGCUAGAGUGGCUUCUAGCUCAUCAUAGAUUCUCCGGGUAGACCAAUUGAACUUCUUGCGAAGUUUGGCCUCAUUCAUAAGUCGGAGGAGUUCGUCGGCGGAUCGCUCGAAAGCAGCCACAGCGUCAUCGUGUGUACCUUCGAAAGCAGCUAGUUUCUCUAGUUCCGUUGCAGCCUCG
Messenger RNA from Exophiala xenobiotica, 2021 nucleotides. RefSeq lists its product as uncharacterized. Gene Ontology annotation, biological process: rRNA processing; ribosomal large subunit biogenesis. Gene Ontology annotation, cellular component: nucleolus; preribosome, large subunit precursor; nuclear periphery. The transcript has 2 exons. The coding region runs from base 102 to 1241 and encodes 379 amino acids. NCBI's taxonomy places the organism in Eukaryota, Fungi, Ascomycota, Eurotiomycetes, Chaetothyriales, Herpotrichiellaceae. The record is from RefSeq and is a predicted model, not a curated record.